AUGCCGCCGAACUCUCUCGCGGAGUGCACGGCUGCAUCUUACAAGCUCAUUGCCAAUCUGCUGGCGCGCGGCAGGAAGUCGUUGGCGGGUCCUAACACCACCACCUUUCUCCAAGAUCUUGAGCGGUCGCUUCCGAACCACUAUUGGGACCUGAAAACCGAUCACGUAUCAGUGCUUCUCUUCGCGGCAACGCGGUCAUCUUCAAGGGCCGUGCCUACAAUACGGUCGCUGUGCUCCAGGUUGUCUACCAUCUGCGACAAUUCGGAGAGAAAUGAGCUUGAUCGGGAUUUUUCGAUACCUUUAGCGUCGCCAACGCUGGAUCUGGAAAAUUUAGUGGUCGUUGCGUCCUGCAUCAACCGAUUCGCACGCCGAGAGUUUGACGAUGCACAGUUGAGAACAAUGGUCAAGACGUUGCAGCCUGCAUUGAUGCACUGGAUCGACGACGGCAACAAAUGUGUGUCGGCUACCACAGGACCAUUGCUGGAGCGGCUACCACCUGAACACUACGCAAAAUUGUGCACCGGAUUCAUUUGCGUAGGUAGAAUCCUACACCGCCUCACAAGCAGCGAAUCAAACACAGAUGACGGAGGCGUUUUGCAAAAACUCUGCGAAUCGCACGCGCAUCUGUUAGAGAGGGUUCUCAAAUUUUGUGCUGAUGAGUUAACAGCGUACAAAGCACAAUCGCCCGCACAAAUGCGCGACCCACCUAUCGAGGAGACAUAUGAGCCAUACAUCGGAUGCAGCCUCGCCGUCAUAGAAGAACUAAUAGCUUUCGGUUACCCGGUGGGCGACGUCAAGGUCGCUUACUGGAAGGUUUUGGGUGAACUUGAUAUCCGCUGUAUCAGGAAUGCAGAGACUUUGGUUCGAACGUUCUGCAUGCUGGGCCCAGCAAAGAUGACGUGCGAAGCCGGAAGUAUCACUGCAAAGAAGCUUUUGGACGUAAUUGCUACCCAUGACCUAGGUGAUCUAAGCAACGAGCAACUUUAUCGCACAGUGGUCACUUGCAGCGAUUUGGAGUGGCAACAUCGGGGUGUUCUAGACGCAAUUGGUGAUGCAUUUCUGCAGCGUUCGCACCAGCUUCCUGACUUGACAAAGGUGGUGGAUAUGCUCCAGCGAUUUAGGACGCUUUCGUAUCACAACGCAGCGCUUCUGGAGAUGUUGGUGCGGCACGUGCACAACAAGGGCACAGCCACUCCUUCGCAAAUUCAUUGCGUGGUGGAAUCAUGUGUGAGUUUUCGAAAGCAUAGGUAUAAUGUGCCACAGAGAGCGCUUCAUUUCAACCACCCUACGCUAGAAUCAUUUGUACAACAGGCAAACUUGUAA
Messenger RNA from Babesia bigemina, 1323 nucleotides. RefSeq lists its product as hypothetical. Bases 1 to 1323 code for a protein of 440 amino acids. The record is from RefSeq and is a predicted model, not a curated record. Lineage: Eukaryota; Apicomplexa; Aconoidasida; Piroplasmida; Babesiidae. The transcript has 3 exons.